Molecule: messenger RNA, 10318 nt
Organism: Penaeus chinensis
Lineage: Eukaryota; Metazoa; Arthropoda; Malacostraca; Decapoda; Penaeidae
Product: SUN domain-containing ossification factor-like
Exons: 12
Coding region: 179-6223 (2014 amino acids)
Biological process (GO): protein folding in endoplasmic reticulum
Cellular component (GO): membrane; cytoplasm
Source: RefSeq, a predicted model, not a curated record
GAGUCGCCGAGCAUCGCGGAUUCUCUCGCCCGUUGAAAUUCCGCAGGAUUCCGCCCUGUAGGAUUCUUCUUUAAAAUGAGACCAUGGGCCACUCAAGGAAUACUCCCCGGACACUAACGCCUCGUCGGGUGCACUCUUUCUGCGCGUGGAAGGACGUGAAUCGGUGGAAAUAAGGGUUAUGUUCGGCCGCAGUUGGGCAAGGGCUAAAAAUCGGUCUGGAUUUAAAAUGGGAAAUGGACCUCGCAGGUGUUGCAGAAUCAGAGGCCUUGAAACACUGGCCUUUAUCGUCAUUUUAAUCUUCGCACAAUGCUGUUUUUGUCAGAGUGAAAGUGUCCCACAAAGCACAGACGACAGAGGAAAGACAGAUGGUGCAAGACAUAAACCGGAAGAGGUGUUGACACCACCCCGCACACCAAAUCCAGAAAGUCACGAGCUUCGUUCAAGAAGUAACGUGGAGAAUGCCAAGAAGGUUUUAGGAAUCCUUGAAGCUCACUCUAGCACUAAGGCACCAGCACCCAGGCCCAAACCUGCACAAAGGGUAUUUAUUUUUCAAGAUAAUAAACAUGACGGCAAGCAGCAAGGACCAAAGGUAAUUUUUGCCGAGGAUGUCGUUCCGGAUGAGAGAAAACCGAAGGCGGAUAAGUCCCCAGUUGAAGCUCCUGUUGCAGAAGACCUCGUAGAUGAGAAACCAUCGAAGAGGUUGAAAUCAAGUAGUACCAUAUCGGAUGACUCAGUUUCUAAUGAUGAAACACAGCUGAAACCCACACAAGAAACACAGGAGGAGGAGGAGGAGGAGAAACAGAAGAAGGUGGAAAAGGAAGAGGGGAAAGAGGAGAAGACAGGUAAAGAUAAGGAAUCGAGAGUCAAGUUUAUAUCUGAUAUUGAGAAAAUUACUGAAGAAGAAACUAUCAGUCAGAAUGAGUCCCUCAGUCAAGCCCAAGGAGACAAGGAAGCUGGCAGCACUUCUCAAGACAAGGACUCAGGAAAGGAAGACCCGAAGGAGAACAUUUCCGAGAGAAAAGACAACGAAGAGAAGAGACCGGAAAAAGUAGUAGAAGAGCCUGAUACUGAGCCAAACAACAAGAGCGAUGAGCCCAAGGACUUGCCAGAGAAAGUGGACCGAUAUGUAAAGUCGGCCAUUUCACAAGACAAGGGCGAGGCUCGGAAAGAGAGGUCGGAGCUUGGAAAAAGCGCUGAGGACAUCGUGGAAAUAGAGGUGCCCGAUGAGGCAUACGUGAGGGAGAAGGCAAACAUACUGACAGCAUUACGUAGGAAAGUUCAUGAUAUAGUGGAGGGUAAAAAUGUUGAUAAAGUGAGUGACAAAAGUGAUGUGAAAGAUGCAGAGAAAGUGGAGGAGGAAGUAGAAGAAGAGGAACAGACACAAAUGACUUCGGAUGAAACGGAAGAUAGCUUGCCGCCCGUCGCGGGAGGCCUGGAGGUGGAGAAGGAGGUCCUGAGCGCCAUCGAGGCCCGCACUAGCUCGGUGGUCAACGUCACCAUCAGCCCCGCGCGGGUCCUCGACGACGGGGUCCACAACGUCCACAGGAAGGUCCUCACGCAGCAUCUGAAGGACGAGGACGACGACGACGACCACGGCAGAAGCAGCGGCGGCGGCGGCGGCGUCGACGGCAAGCUGACACAUUUCUUAGACGCCAAGGAGUUCUUCAACAGCAUCUCGAGCAAGAACUUCACGCGCAUCCACAACGCCCGGGCCAUUCAGCUGGUGGAGGGAGAGGCCAGGGAGAGGGACGCUGGGAAGAGGCAGGGGAAUGGAGGAGGAGGCGGGAAGAAGGAGUUCGAAGGAGGGAAGGAGGAGAAACGGAAAGAAGGAACGAAGCCCAGUGAUGUAAGGAAGAGCCUAGGGAAAGGGAAAGACCAGGAAGAUGUCGAGAGAGGCAAAGAGAAGGAGGAGAAGGAGGAAGGGAAGGGAGGAACCAAAAGUCGCGAAGGAGAUGGACUGAAGGAAAAAGAGAGAGCAAGUGAGGACCAAGGCAAGGAAUCGGUAGAGCAACAGAGCGAAGAUGCACAGCCAGAAGACGGCGAUGGCAGAGGGACCAACGAAACAAGUAGCAAAAAGGAAGAAGAAGAAGAAGUGAGCGCUGAUGCUGACCAUGGUUACGAGGAAUCGGAAGAAACGGAGGAAAAGAAGAUGAAAAGGGAGGUCAAGAAACCCAUAGAGACCCCGACUCCAGUGCCGGAAGAGCGAGCAGAGAGCGAUAGCAGUGAGGACAAACAAGCAGAAGAGGUUACCGAUACCGAAACGGAGGAAAAGAAGAAAAAAGAUAUCAGCACCGUAGAAGAACCAGAGAAAACGGACCUGGGCGAGGAGGAGAAGAAGAAGAAGAAAAGAAAGGAAGGACAAGAGAAAGAGAAGGAGAAAGGCCCGGAACCAGAGGAACAAAAAGCAGAAGCAGAAACUGAAGCAGGUAAAGUGGAAUCCCAGGACGCCGUGAGCGACAAGAACGACUCUGAAGAGGAACCCAGUGAAGCGACAGAAGAGAAAGAGAAGACGAAGGACCAGGCGGAAGAGGAACAGAAGGAAGAGCAGAAAGAGGAACUCCCCAAAGAGUCUUCGAAGGAAGAGGAAAGCCAAGACAAAGCUGAAGACGCGAAGGAACACGAGGGCGAAGACAAGAAGCAGAAAGAAACAAAAGCUACCAAAGAAAAGGAAAUAGACGAAGAGAAAGGAGAGAGGGCGACGGCCAACAUCACAAAGGCGGAAAAAGAGCCGGGAGAUCCGGAGAAGGCGAAGAAGAAGCAACAGGCAGAAACCGCCAAGAUCAAGAAGACGAAAGAGUUGGCAGAAGAGGGGAAAGCGGACAAGAAAGAAGAGGAGAAAAGUCCCGAUACCUUGGAGACGUACAGCCAGUUUACGCAGAGGGUCAACGCGGAGAAGAAAAAUGACGUAAACACGAACGGCCACAGUGGCAAUGGUCACAAAGGGCCGAAAGUGAAGAGCAAAAACUACGCGUCACCUGACUGUGGCUCGAAACUGAUGUCUGCCAAUCCGGAAGCCACACACGCGUCGAAGGUGAUCCAUUCAAACAGGGAUGAGUACAUGUUGAACAAGUGCAGGGACAAGAUUUGGUUCAUUAUUGAACUCUGCGAGAGCAUCCGACCACAAAAGUUUGACAUUGCCAAUUUUGAACUCUUCAGUAAUUUACCGAAGGAAAUCCAGGUAUCGGGAAGUCACCGCUAUCCGUCGCGUGAUUGGUCUUCUCUGGGGCGGUUCACGGCGCAGGAGGGCAACCGCGGCGUCCAGUCCUUCCACGUGGACACCGAAGACUUUUACAAAUACGUCAAGGUUGAAGUCCUGAGUCAUUAUGGUUCGGAAUUCUUCUGCCCAAUAUCUCUUUUUCGCAUUUAUGGUCUGUCUGAGUUUGAAGUCAUUGAUACAAUAGAAGAUGUUAGUGAGGACAGCGAAGACAGUGAAGAAACUUUCACAGAAGCAGUGGAGGAAGAAAUUUCUGGAAAGAAGCACAAAGAUGAAGGAAAGCCAAGUGUGAUCCCAGCUGUGCUUAAGAACAUGUUUACUGGAGUCUUAGAUGUCAUCAAGAGAGGGUAUAGACCAAGCAGCAUCUCCACAGAACCAGAUGAGAGAUGUUAUUCCCUUCACCCCAAGUUUGCAAUGGAAAGUGGCAUGUGUUCAAUGGCUGGAACCCUGAACUACAUAUUAUCUUGCUACAAAAUGGAGUAUGAAGCCCUCAUGUUACAGCCCUUUGUUUCAUCCACUGUCAAGAAUUCAAGCUUUUGUCGCAGGCUAGCUUCAGUGAUGUGUGCAGAGCCUGAGGUCAAUGAUAGUGUUGUUUAUGAUACUGUUUGUAAUAACAGUUAUGUAUGUGUUAUGCUGUCCCCAAAGCACGUGCUGGCCAUGUGCUUUAUGCAGGAUCCCAGAAUAGUUGAUAGCCAGACAGCUUGUGACCCCAGUGAUACUCAUCUGCCUGAAAAUUUCUCAACAACCUCUUCAGAUAUCAUGACAACCUCAAAGCAAAUUCCAUCAUAUGUCAAAAAUGCAGUGAUCAAUACAUCCAGCAUAACAAGAGCAGAUGCCACAGAUGCAAAUAUCAGUAGGCCCUCCGAAGUUCAAGGGCUGAAGCUCGUUGAAAUAGAGGAUGGUCAGGCGCCAGCGGAGCUAGACUCUGAGAAAUCAGACGAAGGAUCCCAGACCCCUUCCCCUGACAAUGGACCAAGUCAGCCCCAAAAGGUAGCAGCCAAAGAACCCAAGGCCAGUGGAAAUGCAGUUCAGGAGAAGGUGGCAAAGGAGAUGGAAUCUGACUCCUCUGCCGGGGAAACCCUGGAGCCCAUGGAGGUUGAGGGCUCAGGAUUCGGAGAGGUGAACUUGGAGGAGGAAGAGUUUGCCCCUACUGAGGACCUUGCUACAGUGGCCCCUCCUCCUCCUCCUUCCUCUACCCCACCUCCAGUUGAGCCGAAGCAACUUUCAAGCUCACCAACAAACAAGGAGUCCAUUGUAGUUCGAUUAUCUAAUAAGAUUAAGGCCCUGGAGUACAACAUGUCAAUCAGCAGUCAGUACCUUGAGGAAUUGAGCAGAAGAUACAAGCGACAGAUGGAGGAAAUGCAGAAGCAGUUUAAUCUUACUAUUGCUGCCCUGAAUGCCACAUCCCGCCAGGCCUAUGAGCGGGACCAGGAGCACCAGAGGGACAUCAAGAGCUUGGAGGAACAACUUGGGAAUGUGAGCAACAUCCUGGAAAAGCUUGUGGAAGAAAGAGAGACUCUGGCACACACAGUAGUGGAGCAACACUUGCUACUCAUGGUGGUGGAAGUUGUGGUGCUGUGUGUGGUGUUCACUAUUUGCCACAGGAGGAGGAUUGCUGAUAUGAGACAGGAGAGUGGAGCUUUAAAUGAAAGGAGAGCACAAACCCCAAGUGAAGAUCCUGAAAGUCAAAUUGGACAUGAGAGCAGAAGAUGCAAUUUUGAAGAUCAGAUACCCAGUCGAGUGAGAAGACGGUCAGUAGACAGUAUCACCAGGGAGAGAGCAUCUCGGCCACGUCGACGAAGGCCCAGUGAAGAGGCACUCAAUAUAUCAGGUACAUAUCAAGACCUUCUCAUCAUCGAGCCAGCUAUCCCUAUCUUGAUGGAUUCAAUGGUAGACCACAAGAAGAAGAGGAAGUCGACCAGCGGAACGUUGAAGAGGUCAAAGUCCAAUGCCAGCAUAGUGGAAAAUUCCACCUUAUCCUCCAGGAGAGCAAAACGUAUAGAGAAGCUUAACAAGUCAAGUGCAGGAGUACUAUUCUGCGGGGACAAAAGUGAGUCAUGUUCCACUCCCAUCACCCCUCUGUCAUCUCCAGACUCACCAGACAUAUCUGGGAUACCUUAUGAACCAUUCUAUAAUGAACAGGACAGUGUGUUUUAUGAAAUGUUGGAAGAAGGGGACCCUUGCAUUCCGAGGCCUUUUAUCAGUGAGUUAGAGCCAGGGGGGAAGGUACUAGUUGACACAGAGCCAGUAACUUCUAAGAGACAUUCUUUACCUUGUUGCACUAACUGUGAUAGCCAAAAUAAGAAAUCUGGUAAACUCUCUAAGUCAAUAUCUGUAUGCAGUGCAUCAGAAAGUAUGAAGAGUGGGAAGGAGAAGGGCAAAAAGGUUAAAAAGAUCCGAAAGACAAAGGAUAUUAAUGUAGAAAAUAGGUAUUUUAGUUCGCAGGGAUUAGAUCAGACAGACAGGCUUAAUGAUCAUGAUGAAGUUUUUUCCAUGUCUAAUGGAACAUCAUAUGAUUUCCAAGGCCAACAUAAUGAAUUUUAUCCUAAUGGACACAGCAGUGUGCACUUCAGCGAAGAUACAAAAAUAAAUGGUGAGCAUGGUCUUGUUUACAGUUAUACACCAAAUAGUGUAUAUGCAGAUGGCUAUGCAAAUGGCAUCGAUUCUCAUACUCCAUUAUAUGUGGGAAAGAACUUUAUGUACACAGAUCAUGAUCGGUUACUUAUGAGUGAAAGACAAAAGGUCAUUCCAAAAGCCAAGACAAAGGUAAAGCUCCGGUCAGACAACUGGGAAUGGUACUCAUCACAACACCCGGGGGGAAGUAGCAGCGAGACAGUGAGCACAUGCAGUGACUCCAGCAAUAGGAGUCGAAAAUUAAAGAAAGAGGAGGGGCAGGUGCCAGGGGAUGUAUCCAACACAGAGAAGAAAGUGAAGAAGAAGAAGUCAAAGGUGAGAUCACCAGUUUUAACAAAGGAAGACACUAUACCAGAAAGAGAUACAGGAACCUGACCAAUUAAUUGCUGCCAGCGUUGCCAUUGUAUUGUUCUCCUUGGACAAAGAUUACCUUUGUGAGAUGCGCUGUGGGAAUUAAAGGGGAUAUUUCAGCAGGCUACUACUGACUAUUAUUUAUCACACAUAUAUAUAUAUGUUGUAUUUAUUUCUAGGCUUCAUAAUGAGAAGGUAAUUUUCAUAAGUGUUUCACUUCAGUGUUUGCUCAAUGUCUAUGUUAAUUUUUGUAUUUAUUAGGUUAACAUUGUGAGAUUAUGACUAUUUUGUGAACUGAAAGGAAAAUUUGGUUAUAUUUUUACUCUUCUUACGUUGUUACAUUGACUGCUGCCAGAGUAUAUGGCAUUAACUAGCCCAUAUUUACUCUUAAACCAACUGUUUAACAAAAAUAUGAGAUAGAAGUGGUUCACCUAUAAUACGUCUUGUUUUGCCUUUGAAAGAAUGCAGAAGGAACCUAUAUACAGAUACCCACCACAUGGUUGACAGUUCCUGUAAUGUAGCCAUGAGUAUCCUCAGUCAAGGCAGACAAAGAUAUGGGAUAUCUUGUCAGGGACUUUGAUUCAAUACACUUAGGAAUCGGAAUGCAAGUAUUACCCCCUUGCUAGUCAUGUCUUAGGAUUCGUUUACCUAUUGCUGAGAUAAAAAAAGAAGAAAAACAAAACAAAACACCUAGAAGUAUUAGAACUCUCUUCUAAGAAGAAUUGUGCACCAGAUAGUUUCUCUUUCCCUCCCCAAUUUUUUUUUUUUUUUUUUUUCUAACAUUAGAGGUACAAGGUGAAGACGAAGAUGGAGAAUAGAAGUUACAAUAUUUGUAGAUUGUAACUUCAAAGUGUAUUUUGUUUUUGUGUCUGUGAGCAAAGAAAGGUAUGUGAGUUAAUGAUGAACAUUCCUGAUUAUAUCUGUUGUAUUAUUAGAUAAUCAGAUAACUAUUUUAUAUGACUUCUCAGAUGUUUUAAGAUGUUAUUUCAAUGUAAUGUUAUUUACUUGUUGAACUAAAUGACCAUAAUUUUCUUUAUGUCCAUGCACCCACUAUUUCACAAGCACGGAUACACCACACACAAGUAUGCAUAGACAGUUGUAUACAAAAACUUAUAUAUGAACAUACACAUACACAAUGCCCAAUUCCAGUCACAUGCAAUGUUCCUUAUUGGGUUCUGUAAACAGUCAUAAGGAUUGCCAUACAAGGUCUAAAAUAUCACUUUACAAAAGUUUGCAGUUUUAGCAAAAGUUCUCAUGAUAGUAAAUCUGUGGGCUUAGUAUUGUAAUUAGAUAAGACUCUUAAUACGUAGUUAUGGUUUCAUAAUCUGUGAAUAAUCCAGGAUUACAUAUUUAAUUUCUUGCCAAGGGAGGUUGCAUGUGUCAACAUCAAUGUCUUUAUAUACUGUUUCAUGACACUCACAUGUACCCACUCACUCACAAAAACAUACAUUAUCCAUAAGCACAUGCAAUAGUUUAUAGGAGUUCUACUUGGUACAGAGACAGUUAUCAAACAAGUUUACUGAUUUCUGUUAUUUUACCUGUUUUGCAGUCAGUUAUUUGCUUUGAGGAAUUACAUAACGAUGGAGAUCAGUGAGUAUAUUGUGAAGGAGUGAUAUCAAGCAAUUGCUUCAGCUCUUUAAUGCCUACUGACUUACUCUUUGCUUUGUGUUCAGACCUCUCUCUCAUAGGCCAGAAUGGCUUGUUAGCAGUGGUGUUGAGCUUACUCGAACAAGCUACAGUCUCUGGCACAACAAGGCAAGUCAUAGAUUCUGCUGGAUUUAAGAUUGCCCAUUAGAAAUUGCAGAAUGAUUUACUAUUUUUUCUCGUUUCUAGCUAAAAGGAAGAAUUAACUACUAAUUCUAAAUAGAUAUUGUAGAAACUAGUGCAAAGUGUAUUAAGUUUUCUUUUUUCACCUUUUUUGGCAAAUGAUGUUUUUUAAAGUAAUUUUUAAAAUGUAGCCAUGCAUUUAACUUUCCAUAUCAAAUGUUGAAGUAGUAUUGUGGACAUGUAUCUUGUUUACGAUAUAGUGAUAAGCCUAAUUGUUUUAAAGGUUUUGUUGUAACAUUUAAAGAUAAUUAGAUAUUAAAACUGUGAUAAUAAUAUAUAAUAUAUACUGAACCUAGACAACAUGCACAUAGUACUACUUCCUGACACAUGGAAUAUUAUGAUAGUUGUAAUAUAUUUCACGAUCAUUCCACUUUUUUUUCAAAAUCAUAUUUACAAAUACAAGAAGAAUGGUGCAAACGAUGACUAGUGGAAUUUAUGCUCCUAUUUUCUCCUCAGUUUUACCUUUUAAUUUCUAAAGCUUAUUGAGUUGAAGUAAAGCUUAUUCAUUUCUUUUUAGGCUUUUCAGGUAAACGGAAAAAGACAAAUAUUUCUAUCAAUAACAGACAGUGGUAGUAGUAAAUGCAGGUCAUUCAUCCUUUCUAGAAAUUGUAUAUUUCUGGUGGACAUACUGGUGAAAGCCUUGUACUUUUUUUUAAAUUUGGUGUGAAAUCAGAAUAGAACGGUUUGAGAAUGUUUGACUUAGUGGCAUUUGCCUAAGGAACUGACAGCCUAAGGCACUGCUUUGAACAAAUUAUAAAUGGGAACUAUUUAUGUCAUAAGUUUAGUUUUUACUUUGUAUGUUACCUGAGACCACUGGUUAGUUGACUGUUAAAAAAGUUGCAUAGACUCUGAUCUUGGGUUAUGUCCCUUGCGUUAUUUUAUUUAUCGUUUAUUAAAGUUUACUAAUGUAAAAAAAUGUUUUGUUGUAUUGAUAAUUAAUAAGCCUUUUCAUUUCUAAGGGCUUGUAUUCAAAUUUCUUUGUGAAAGGUAUACUAACAGACUAUGUUUCUUUUUUUCCUAUCAGACAUUCUAGAUAUUGUGUUGAUUUUUAGGAUAUGCAAGAUGCUGUUCAUGUUGGUUAAAUUAUAGGACUUUUUAAAUGAAGGAUUGCAAUGACCAGCUUGAAUAUCUUCACAUGAUUAUUGCCUGUGCGUUGUGAGUUGUUUAAUCUUCAGAGCUGACAUAAAAUCCAUCCCCCUUAUAUGAUAAACGAUAUGCUAUUUUUCCCACUAGCCAAAGGGUGCUUCCUCUUGGUUUCUAGUCAGAAGGUAGGUGGGGAGAAUAGCAUACCAUAGGGAGGAAAAAGAAGAAGCUCUUACCGUACCAUGUGUAUCUGAAAACCUUGUGAUUAUUUAUAUACACUGUAUGUUCAUGCAUAGGAGUGCAUGUCAUCUUCUGUGAAAUGAGUUUUUAAAUUCACACAUAUCUUUACACAUAAUUACACACAUACCAGUUUUUGUGCAUGUAGAGGUGUAUGAAUUUGUGUACACUGCAUCUGUACAUCACUCUUACUGUAAAACAAUAUUGGCAAUAUGAGAAACAGAUAUAUCACUGUAGUAUGCCACAGUAAUAUUUUUUUUCAAUUAUUUAUAUUGUACUUACAAGAAACUGUCUACAACACGUGUUUAGGUAGGAUUUAGGUAUUAAAAAUAUCCCAAAAAGUGGUGCAGAGUUCUGUGGACAAGGAAGAGAAAUGAAAGGCUCUUGUGCAGUGACAGUAGAGCAUUUUUGUGGGUAUUGCAAUCCUAGAGGUAACUCAGUAGCCAUGGAUCUUUGAUUUAGGACAUACUCGUUUCUACUGUGUAUUUUUUCUUUUCUUUUCUCAUAAAGCUCUUACAAAUAUUCUGAACUGUAACUGUGAGACACUAUAUAUGUACAGGAUGCUGAAAAUGUAGGUUAGUGUGUUAGUUCACAAAUGUGCUGUAUAUUUUGUAUUUAUUAAUCAGUUAUCAUUCAUUUCUCUCUUCCUUGAUAUCUGUAAUUAGUUUCAAAAAUAUUUGGAAGAAGGCAGACCAAUUGUAAUGUAUAUUGUAACAUAUGGCUCAUAUACCAAAAAAUAAAUACAGUGAGUUUGCCAUUCUUUCCCAGCAAUUCUUAGUAAACUGUUUUUUCCUUUUCUCCUGAUAUCUUCCAAGAAUGAGGAAGAUGUGCUUAGUAAAGAAGCUCAGGGGAAGACAUCAAGUCAUAGGGAAGGGCAAAUGGGAAUUGGAUUGCAAGCUUGAAGUUUUCUACUGAGCUUCUUAUUGUCUGUUAAACAGAUACGAGGCUGAUGAAUAAAAUUUACGUUAUAAA